UAACGUGACAGUAGGUUGGAUAUACUUGAGGAUAGUUUUACACCAAAGCAAGCUUUUUGCCUUGUUUCACAUUCGUAGUUCUUUAAACCUCACUCAAUUCAUUAUAUUGACUUUGACCGUCUUAUUGAACAACAAAACAUUGAUUUGGAGUUGGAAUAACUCUGAACUUCUUGCAGUGUAACUAUUAGACUUAUAUCGACUAAAUAGCAAACAUGGUUGCUAUGCCAAAGAGAGUAAAGACUUUCGAGGUCAUUUUCAGCGAUGCUAGCAAGGCUUUCUACUGCAGUGGAGACAAAGUAGCCGGGAGGAUCGUGGUGGAAGUAGCGGAGGUGACCAGAGUCUCGGCUAUGAGGGUGCUCGGAGUUGGAUGCGCCAAAGUGGAAUAUGCCAAAGGAAAGCAGAAAUGCAGAGAGGAGAAUGAGUACUUGAGAUACGAAGAAGUUGUUCAACUUGUUGACCAGCCAGCUGAUCAUGAUGGAUCAGUUGUCCUUAGACCUGGCAACAAGUACGAGUACAUGUUUGGGUUUGAGCUCCCCCAGCAAGGGCAGAUUGUGUCUUCCUACAAAGGCAAGUUUGGCUAUGUCCAGUACUUCGUCAAGGCCUUGAUGGAGAGGCCAGCUCAGCCUGCCCUGGAGUGCAAGAAGCAUUUUGAGGUGGAGGAGCCCCUGGAUGUGAACACCCCAGAUCUGCUGUCUCCUACAGGCGGCAUGAAGGAGAAGAAGGUCACCUGCAUGUUCAUUCCCGACGGCCAGGUGUCCCUCAACGCCAAGAUCGAUCGCAAGGGGUUCUGUGAGGGCGAAGACAUCUGCAUCUGUGCCAAGUUUGAGAACACCUGCUCACGUAUUGUGGUGCCCAAGGCAGCCAUCAUCUCCAAGCACACCUACCAGGCCAAUGGCAGGACAAAGGUCUUCCGUCAGAAGCUCUCCUCUGUGCGUGGCAACCACAUCAUCUCUGGCAUGUGCGACGCCUGGCAGGGCAAGACCAUCCGUGUGCCCAAGAUCAAGCCCUCCAUGCUGGGCUGCAACAUCAUCCGUGUGGAGUACGCCCUCAUGAUCUACAUGCACAUCCCAGGCAGCGAGAAGCUGAUCCUGGAGCUGCCGCUGGUCAUCGGCACAGCCGGCCUGGGCAGCCGCACCAACAGUGUGAGCAGCACAGACGGCUCGGUCAGCAAUGCCUCAGCCAGCUGGGUGUCUCUGCGCAUGCCCUCUGCUCCCCCCAGCUACUGCGACGUCACCCGCGACUGCCGCCUGGAUCAGCCCCUCACGCCCCUGCUGAAUGACUACGACGGCGAUGACAGCCCCAUCUUCAUGCACCCCUCAGCCUUCCAGUUCCCACCCCUGCCUGCCUACUCUGAGGUUGAUGAGGAGUUCAAUGGCAACACUCGCAUGCUGCAGGUCUGCUGAAAUACCUCAGUGCUUCCAGAACUCUGGUCCACUGUACAAGGGCCACUUCUGGCACUUAGCUCACUUGAAAAGGAGCAGAAUAUCCAAACUAAUGUUGGACGGACUUUGGGAAGUGACGGGGUGUCUGGUAUCGGAGCCGGCCCUGCAUCAAGAAAAGAAGAGGAUGUGAAGGUCAAGAGGCUGAAGUCUUUCUUGUGCCGGCGCUGUCGGCCAUCUUUGCAGCACCACCUAAGCGGAUCUUGUUCGGUUUCCUCCUGGACUGUUGCUGUUCAGGUUUCUGCACCUGAGCAUGACACUGCAGACUUCAUGGUUUGCGACGUCUUGGUGUGAAUAAGCUGCUCCUUCCAAUACCCUCAAUGUUCUUAAUACAUAAGAGAUGACUGUUAAGAAAUUAAGAGGGAUCUUAUAGUCCUUUAUAAACCAUGUGAUCUCCAUGAGUUUCCCGCUGGGGCCAAGCAUUUGUUGACAAGUCCCCGACUGAUUAUGAAUAAGCUCUUUGCUUGUUGGGUGUCUGUUCUUCAUGGUGUUUAGUCAUUCUGUAUAAUUCCUGUAUUUCACAAAUGUGGCAUUUCAUCUGAGGAACAUAUCUUCCCAAGGACAAUCAUGCAGAGUCCUAUAUUCUGUACCGGUGUCUUCUAUGUUAUUGCACUUUCUUAUGGAUGCAUAGUGCUCUAACUGCCUAUAGGAGAUCUCAUGGUUUAGAUUUGUUUCUCCCAUGUUUUGCUUUGAAUGUUUAUGAUCUGUUGGGAGUGUCUCCAAAUCAAACACCGAUAUAUUGUGGUAUCACCUCCAUAUUAGCAAGGGCUCAAAUUGUUUUGUAUUUCAAAUGAUGGCUGAAUCACAAGACAAACGGGAGAGUAUUCUGGGCAUAAGACAUUGAGGAAAUGCACCUUGUGUGAAAAUAUUGACAAUAUAUUUGGGUUUAUCUUAGAAAGCGUUUCACUGUGGGAUGCCUAAGCUGAAUAAAUGUUGUAAAACUGAUCUCUGAGAAUGCAAUGCAUCUUUUAUAUUUUGUACAUAUUGUAAAUGGAAAUUAUUUUUUGUAUGAGACUUUUCUAUAAAUAAAAAGUUGCAAUAAA
This is a messenger RNA of Salmo salar (Atlantic salmon), 2482 nucleotides long. It is a transcript of the gene txnip, whose product is annotated as thioredoxin interacting protein. Gene Ontology annotation, biological process: protein transport. Gene Ontology annotation, cellular component: cytoplasm. Gene Ontology annotation, molecular function: ubiquitin protein ligase binding. The record is from RefSeq and is marked provisional. NCBI's taxonomy places the organism in Eukaryota, Metazoa, Chordata, Actinopteri, Salmoniformes, Salmonidae.